ACCCUCCAACCCUACAACAAAACCACCGCCAAAAUGACCAUCCCUCUCUCAACAAUCUCCACCUUCCGCACUACCUUCAACCCUUUCCUUCGCUCCGCCCGCCCCUGCAGACUCAUCCUCUCUCUCCUCCGCAAUCCCACGACCACGCCGGCCUCCAGCCCCGGCCAUAUCGACAUCAAGGUCACUCAGCUGCCGCGGUCGUCGACGCAAGAGCCCGAGUUGACGAUAGGGUUCAAGAAUGGCAAGGAGUUGAAGAUUGAGGUUGGAAAGCGCCAGAUGAAGAUUGGGGAUGUGGUUGAGGAGAUUGCUCGUGUUGGGAGAGCUAUUGAGCGUGAGGAGGCGCUGAAGUCUUAGAGUUUCUUUAUGUUUUUGAUGUUUGUUCUAUGGGGUUUGCAUGGAUUGAGUGGUGUGCUUGCAUCGGCAUGAAAUGAGGUUUGUCGUCGUGGCGCGGAGACUUCACUUGUCCUGUCUACUCGGGAUUAGGUGAAAGGUUGCGCGGUAUGACUUGGGGGUCUUCAGGACCGAACCGGUGAUCAUGUCGGUCUGUCUGUACUUUGUACUAUCAUGUUCUGUAUGUGUAUGUGUAUAUAUUAGCCAUUGAGUGAUACUCCAUUUCUUUAGUGCUGGGCCCA
This is a messenger RNA of Aspergillus neoniger CBS 115656, 632 nucleotides long. RefSeq names its product mitochondrial 54S ribosomal mL53 protein. The record is from RefSeq and is a predicted model, not a curated record. Lineage: Eukaryota; Fungi; Ascomycota; Eurotiomycetes; Eurotiales; Aspergillaceae. Bases 34 to 354 code for a protein of 106 amino acids. The transcript has a single exon.